CCUCUGCCCCCCACCCCGAGGUUAUACGUAGCGGCUAACAUGGCGCGUGUGCUCGCGUUCCUAUCCGUGUCGUAAAGAGAGUCCACGCUGGUGGAUGGACAUGCUCCACGGCUGAAGGAGAGACAGAACCACGCGGCUGCCGCACAAAGUGGAGCAAAGUGUCCGGUAGCGCACAACACGGGGCAGUUCCAGCAAGGAGACGGAUACCGGCACCCGAACGUACAGAGAGCGCAACGAGGGAACAAGUUUGAUCUUUUUUCCACGCUGAGGUUUUGUCUAAAGAAAGGAGGAAACGGGAACGAGACUGCUUUUGUGUCGGGGAAGCCUGAAGGUUGUGUUCCCCUCCUCCACCGUUCAAAGCGGCUGAAGCUGGAUCCUCAGGGAGCCCUAAAGUAGACAGCGUGACCUACAUCUUCUGUACGACACUGUGAUGAGAAGCGUGGUGGCCUGAUGGGCUUCACAGCUGUGCAGAAUAUUUGGAAAGACAUCAGUAAACUUAAUUUCACCUUCUGAGAGACUCCAGAGACUCACUGUGUGCAAAGAAAACCAAAGAACUCGAAGUCCAAGCUUUUUUUGUUAGGACAAUAAGUUCAAUGUCUAAGGUUUUCAUGGAGUUCCAUUUAUUUUUAAUCUUCCUGGCUAAUUUGGACACUUGAAACAGUCUAAUUAAGGGAACAAUCAGCAACAGAAAUCAAUGAGGCUCUCUCUUGUUUGUGAACAAACACCUCAUUCCGAAACCUUUGCUGAUCCUGCAGCAUAAGUAGUAAUAGUUGUAUAACAAAACCUUUUUGUUAUACCUGCGCAUCUUUCCCUUAUACACUUUGCUAGAGUUUCACUCUGGCCCCACCUGGGAAAAAUGGAAAACCUGAGUCUUCAUAUUCCAUCCACAAGCAACAAAAAUGCCUUGGAGAGGGACAAUUUUACGACCUAUAGUGAUCUCCCAUCCCCUCUUCCCGAGAGUGGGGCACGGGCAGGCAGGCAGGCUAAAGGCUCUAAGCCGACUGUGGCGUCUCGCCGUAAACGUGAGUUCAUCUCUGAUGAGAAAAAAGAUGAUUCGUACUGGGAAAAACGGAGGAAGAACAAUGAAGCUGCAAAGCGCUCGCGUGAAAAACGACGCAUGAAUGACAUGGUUCUUGAAAACCGGGUCAUGGCCCUUAAUGAGGAGAACGUUCGUCUAAAAACAGAACUACUCCAGCUGAAAUUGCGCUUUGGCCUCAUCAGUGCAGCGUCCUAUAUGGAGAAAAGCCAGCAGAUUGCUAGCAGCUCAGCGGCUGGUAACUCAAGUAGCAAUGGGAGCAGCACAAAUGGCACACCCACUAACGCCGACUUCUCAAGUAGCGGCUACUCCAGUGCAUCCCAGGCGAUGCCGAACUCUGACUCAUCUGAAACCGAACAGCCCAGCCGUGGUGAGCGCCACUCUACGCUUCACAAGUUUUCUCACAGAGGAUCUGUGUCAGACUUGUCUGACGGCUCCUCAAGGGACAGCCCUGAGCCUUUGGGCUACAACAUAAAGAUAGAGCCUUCCAACAUGGAAAUGACAAGACUCGAAAGCACCGGGCCCUCCGGUGGGAUAGCUAAUGGAUUGCCUAUUCGGGCUUACCAAGGCAUCCAUUCCGCUCUGAUGUCUUUUCACCAGCAUAGCGCACCACUGGCUGAAGCUGCCUUAGACUACCAGCAACAGCAGGGCCAUGUGGAGGCCUCCACUGCCCAAGCCACUUCUUCACAAAGGAGUGUCAUCCUAUAUCGUUCUAGCAGCGGGUGUUACCCCGUUGAGAGCCAGAGAUCAGAUGAACAGCAGAGCAGGCAGCAGCAAAGCCAGCAUUCUUCAUCCUCAAAGUUCUCAGAAUAUUCAGUGACCAUCGCCGAGGUCGCCGAGAAGCUAGAGAGGACAAAGACAAUGGACUGUGAGCAGUACGAAUUUUCUGAGGCGCCACGGGAACCGUUCAAAAGCCAACAAAAGCAUGAGGAUCAUCAUGGGCCUUACACUUGUCAGGAUCAGGAGAACAGCCAUGAGCAAGCUGAGAAUCGGAACCCCUUCGCUCCAAAUCUGAUCCACAACACUGAAGAGGGCAUGUCGGCGUUCUCGCAGCACAAUGGCUAUCUCAACUCUAUGGAUGAAGACCCUCCGGUUCUCACAUAUGAGGGAGGCCCUAGAGCUGACGGCUUCUAUCAAGAGAAUUCCUCUGCUAAAGAUACUUCAUCUAGCGACGGGGAUCCCCGGAGCUCCGACAAGGAGGCUUCGACUGAUGAUGAAUCCCCCUCCUCGUCAUCCUCAGACAUCAGCAGCUACCACCAGAAAGCUUUGGCGACCGCCGGGCCGUAUGGAGAAUGCCAAGCUGAAAUCAAAACGACCGCCCUGCCCCACAAACUGCGUCUCAAGAACCGUGCAAUGUCGACCGGGGCGACAAAAGCACAGAUGGAGGUCUGCGUAGGUGUCUCCCAGUCCCCAUCCCCAACCUUGCCCCAGCACCCUUACCUGGCGCUGCCUAGUAGUUCCAUCAUCGGCCAAGUCAGCAGGGAGGCAGAGAAUGAGGUGGAUUACACCGAGGAAGUAAGGCCCAGACCCGAUGAGAGGAUGGACUCCAAAAAGGUAUCCAACAAUGGUUAGUGGUGCAUUUAAUCACAAAUGGGAGAUGCUGUUGCUUCAGACUCUGCAACAAUGACAGCUCAGUUCAUCCUGUUAGCGAAAAUGUUGCCUAGCUAGGAAAUGAUUUCCAUCUACGUACUUUCACUGUCACCAGUUUCCCUUUAUUCUCUCCUACCUCCCACAUGUCCCUCCAGUUAAAAAAAAACAAACAAAAAAACCAUCAUUGACUGAGGGACGGAAUAGAAUGAAACAGAUUCCAUCAAGGAUAUAUCUGGCCAGCGUACACAUUUAUUGUGGCAUUAUGAGAACAUUUCUUUGACCAAAGAAUAUUCAUUUUUCCUUAAUGUCACCUUGUUGGUACAGUUACAGUGUAUAUUGGUCCUCUCUGAAUAACAUUUUCAAUCCUUUGUCUGCACACGUUCUUUUCACUUCUCAAGCACUUAGAUUGUAUAUUGUUGUGACAUACAUUUGCAUAUAUGAGGUAUAUAUUUUAAAAGAAAAUGUGGCAAAAACACACAAAAAAAUCUGUCGAAUGCAGAAGUCUUCAACUUUUACGUACUAAAUUUUUAAGAUAAAAGUAAAUGCCUCAAAAAUUUCAAGCAAUUAAAAAAAACACCUUUUUGAAUGAAUAGAUGAACUUAUUUGAUCUUUACAACUCCAAAAACGCUCCAAUUGUCAUAUCGAUCAAGGCUAUACGGUGGUACAAUGCUGACAAGCACAAGGAGAGCCUUGUUAGCCACUCGUUUGACAGAAUGGAUACACCCUAAAUUGUAGGUGUCUAAUAAAAGAAAUAUGACUAAACUCAAACCAGCAAAGCUGCUCCCAAUUUCCUCCUCAUAAGGUGCCUCUUUUAUUGUGCCGUCUCUGCUUGUCCAGGCAUUGGCUGAUGACUUAUCAAGCACGCUGUGAACUGAACUCAAGCAGCAGCGCUAAAUCUACAGUAAAUCACAAUCUAUUCUACAGUUUGACUGCCUGGUGCCUGCCUCUGGCCACUAUGUAUAAAUGUAAAGUUGUCUUGAUCACUUGUAUACUGUGGUCACUAUUUUUAUUAAUAUUAUUUUCUAUUAUAUUGGUUUAAUAUUUUGUCUAUUGUAUGUAAUUUUAUUGUCCUCCUGUUGUCUUUUCUCUUUCAAGUUGUGCUGUGUUUUUGCUCAUACUACCCCAUGCAAUGAUUUGUACUCUGUGUUACUGUAUAACCUGUAUCGUUUGCCUCAACCUUUUGCGGGAAAAAAAGACAAGCUUGUCCAGAAGUCAUAAUGUAUAGUCAUCUAUACGUCACAUGGAUAUACGCAAUGGGUGAAAAUAUCCUUUAUUUUGAUUGUAAUUGUUAAAAAUGGGGAAGAAUAAAAAGCUGUUGAAAUUUCA
Messenger RNA from Corythoichthys intestinalis (scribbled pipefish), 3952 nucleotides. RefSeq lists its product as uncharacterized. The record is from RefSeq and is a predicted model, not a curated record. Gene Ontology annotation, biological process: circadian rhythm; regulation of DNA-templated transcription. Gene Ontology annotation, molecular function: DNA binding; DNA-binding transcription factor activity. The coding region runs from base 857 to 2608 and encodes 583 amino acids. NCBI's taxonomy places the organism in Eukaryota, Metazoa, Chordata, Actinopteri, Syngnathiformes, Syngnathidae. Gene Ontology annotation, cellular component: nucleus. The transcript is spliced from 3 exons.